AUAUUUAUUGACUUAAAGACUCACCUAAAUCUUCAUUAGCAAUCGAGGGUGGGAGAAAUUAAAGAGAGAAUGGGCGUUAGUUUUGUGUUUUACUUCAUCCUGCAGCUACCAUGGCUUAUAGGACCGGCAACAUCGCUCGAAGCAGGCGAUUCUGGGUGUAGUGAAACAUGCGGGACUGUUUCUAUUCCGUACCCAUUCGGAAUAAAAAGGGGUUGCUAUGCCUAUAACAAUUCAUGGUUCAGAGUAACUUGUAAUGAAACCGCUGAUGGGCCAAAACCUUUCAUCACUCGCAUCAAUCUGGAGCUACUUGGUAAAUUUUGGCGGGACAAUAAAGUCGUCACCAUCAACAAUCCGGUAACUUAUCUAAAUUGCGGCGAUAAAGGAAACAAUAGUACCAUUUCUCCAUCAAGUGUCAACCUACAAGGCACCCCGUUUUUCUUCUCAAAUCAACACAACACAUUCGGAUCUAUAGGUUGCGGCAAUCUGGCUACUAUUUUUCGCAACAAUCAAAUCGAUCCAAUCGUUAGCUGCGUACAGCACAGUUGUGGCGACCCGAGUUUGGGGUUCGGUGGCUGUUAUGCUCUAAUUUCGGAACAGUUCACUUCCUAUACAACAAGCAUAGCAGAGGUGAAAAACCCUGCAGGGAGCAAGAGAUGUGCAUCUGCCUUCGUGUUUGAUUCUAACAAAUUACCAUCAUGGAAGAUAAGCAUCAAUACCACGCAUGUUCCUGCAAUUCUCGAGUGGAAUCCAUGUGAUUUGGAAGGUCAUUAUCUACUAUCUUCACUUCAUUAUUAUUAUUUUUUUCUUUUGUUUGAUUAAAUUUUGCCACGGACUUCAAUUUUUGAUUAAUUGGUAUGUUGUUUUUAAUCUCUAUGCAG
This is a messenger RNA of Gossypium arboreum, 878 nucleotides long. RefSeq names its product wall-associated receptor kinase-like 6. Bases 70 to 819 code for a protein of 249 amino acids. Lineage: Eukaryota; Viridiplantae; Streptophyta; Magnoliopsida; Malvales; Malvaceae. Gene Ontology annotation, molecular function: polysaccharide binding. The transcript has a single exon. The record is from RefSeq and is a predicted model, not a curated record.